CUGGCCAGGAAGCAAGGGACACAGGUGUUCCCUGGAGGAUAGGAUCCACCUGUGGAGGGGCAGGGGGCGCUGCGAAAGACAUCUGGGAAACAGGAAGGGUCGGCAACAAGGACCCGAGAUAGGAGGCCGCCAGGCACACCCCAGGACAGCGCGGGCUCCUGGCGGCUCAGGCUCAGAUUGGGACUGCGAGGGGGACAGAUGGGACUACCCGGGGGGACGUCUCCCGUCUCCCUAGGUCAACAUGAGCAGCAAUGUGGGAACGAGCAGCUGGGGUGAGAGCAGUGCUUUCCUGCGGGGUGACAAAGUGGGUCAUGGCCCUCCCCCGACCAGUCACCCAAGUUGUGACCUGCUAACCCUGACUUAUCUAGCCUUGUGGUCACCUGGGAGCACUUCUUUCAAACCACUGGGGGCUUCGGCAGGAGCACUUCAGGCCCCAGGUGGGAAUCGCUGCCUUUUCAAGGAGCACUCCUGGUCUCUGGUCCUCUGGAUGGAGAAAGUGAGGUACACACAGGAGGAGAGCCAUCAGGACUUCCGGAGCAUCAAAGCAAAAUUCCAGGCCUCUCAGCCGGAGCCCAACGACCUGCCCAAAAAACCCCCGAAGCCUGAGUUCAGUAAACUCAAGAAGUUCCCCCAGCCUGAGCUAAGCGAGCACCUCAAGAAACCCCCACUGCCUGAGUUCGGUGCAGUGUCCUUGAAGCCCCCGCCGCCUGAGUUCACUGAUCUUCCCAAGAAACCCCCGCCGCCUGAGGUCACUGAUCUUCCCAAGAAACCCCCGCCACCUGAGGUCACUGACCUCCCCAAGAAACCCCCGCCGCCUGAGGUCACUGAUCUUCCCAAGAAGCCGUCCAAACUGGAGUUCAGUGACCUCUCCAAGAAGUUCCCACAGCUGGAGGCCGCUCCAUUUCCAAGGAAGCCCCCGCAGCCUGAGGUCGGUGAGGCCCCUUUGAAGGCCUCGCUGCCAGAGCCCAAUACGCCUGUCCGGAGACCCCUGCAGCCCGACGAGCUCAGUCACCCCGCCAGACCCCCAUCUGAACCCAAAUCCAGUGCAUUCCCCAGAAAGUUCUGGCAGCCCGAGGCCAGUGAGGCUACCCCAAAGCCCCCGCAGCCUGAGUUGAGUACCUUUCCCAAGAAGCCCGCGCAGCCUGAAUUCAACAUGCACCCCAAAAAGCCCCCACAGCCUCAGGUCGGUAGCCUCCCUAAGAAGGCCCUGCCGCAGCCUGAGUCCAGUGACGUCCCUCAGACACCGCCCUGGAAGCCUGAGUUCACUGAGCCCCUCCCCCACUCCCCGAACCCCAACUUCAGUACCAUUCCCAAGAAGCCGGUGCAGCCCGAGGUCAGUGUGCACCCCAGAAAGCCCCCACCGCCUCAAGCGGAUGGCCUCCCUAAGAGGUCCGUGCCGCAGCCUGAGUUCGGCGAGGCUGCUCAGACUCCCCUCGGGAAGCCUCAGUCCAGUGAGCCGAAGCGCGACUCCAGCGCCUUUCCCAAAAAGGCCUCCCAGCCCCCGCUGAGUGACUUUCCCAAGAAGCCUCCGCAGCCGGAGCUUGGGGACCUCACCAGGACCUCCUCGGAGCCCGAAGUCAGCGUGCUUCCCAAGAGGCCGCGGCCGGCCGAAUUCAAAGCUCUCUCCAAGAAGCCCCCGCAGCCCGAGCUGGGCGGCCUCCCCAGGACCUCCUCGGAGCCGGAGUUCAACUCACUCCCCAGAAAGUUGCUGCAGCCGGACCGCAGGGGGCCACCCCGCAAGUUCUCACAGCCUGAACCCAACGCUGUCCUCAAGAGACACCCGCAGCCUGAGUUCUUCGGUGAUCUGCCUCGAAAGCCUCUACUCCCCAGCUCCGCUUCCGAGAGCUCACUGCCCGCGGCCGUGGCCGGCUCCAGCUCCCGGCACCCGCUCAGCCCUGGGUUUGGAGUUGCUGGGACACCCCGCUGGAGGUCAGGAGGCCUUGUUCACAGUGGAGGGGCCAGGCCAGGCCUCAGACCCAGCCAUCCACCCCGGCGGAGGCCUCUGCCCCCUGCCAGCAGCCUGGGACCCCCUCCAGCCAAGCCCCCGCUGCCCCCGGGCCCCGUGGAUAUGCAGAGCUUUCGGAGACGCUCUGCAGCAUCCACAGAUCUACGGAGGACCCGCUCGGCCGCUGCGCUCCACUUCCAGGCCCGACAGCCUGAAGACAUCCCGCAGAUCCCAGAUGAGAUCUACGAGCUGUAUGACGACGUGGAACCCAGAGAUGACUCCAGCCCCAGCCCCAAGGGCAGAGAUGAAGUGCCCUCGGUUCAGCAAGUCACCAGGAGGCCACCACAGGACCCAGCACUCAGGAAGGAGAAGGAUCCUCAGCCACAGCAGUUGCCACCCAUGGACCCAAAGUUGCAGAAGCAGCUGAGGAAGGCAGAGAAGGCCGAGAGGGAGUUCCGGAAGAAGUUCAAGUUUGAAGGGGAGAUCGUGGUUCACACGAAGAUGAUGAUCGACCCCAAUGCCAAGACACGCCGUGGGGGCGGCAAGCACCUCGGGAUCCGGCGCGGGGAGAUCCUGGAGGUGAUCGAGUUCACCAGCAAUGAGGAGAUGCUGUGCCGGGACCCCAAGGGCAAAUAUGGCUACGUGCCCAGAAUAGCGCUCCUGCCCCUGGAGACGGAGGUGUACGAUGAUGUCGACUUCUGCGGUACGUGGACACUCUGGGUGGGCUGGAGGGACCCUGGCGAUUCCCCUGGGGAGCUGCUCACCAUUGGGCAUCUGGGGAGAGGGGUCCAUGGAAGUCACGCUUCCUCGGCAGACCCCCUGGAAAACCAACCACUUCCCCUGGGACGGUAAGGCCGGUAGGCAUGGGGCAAGGACAGCCGGCCAGCCCAGCGCCCGCUCACCCAGGAGCCCUGGAUCCCGGCGCGGGAGUCACAGAACUGCCCGGGCUUGUGCCUGGCCACAUAAAGUCCGUUUAAAGCA
Piliocolobus tephrosceles (Ugandan red Colobus) is the source of this 2926-nucleotide messenger RNA. RefSeq names its product PML-RARA regulated adaptor molecule 1 (gene PRAM1). Gene Ontology annotation, cellular component: plasma membrane. The transcript has 10 exons. Lineage: Eukaryota; Metazoa; Chordata; Mammalia; Primates; Cercopithecidae. Bases 242 to 2797 code for a protein of 851 amino acids. Gene Ontology annotation, biological process: T cell receptor signaling pathway; protein localization to plasma membrane; integrin-mediated signaling pathway. Gene Ontology annotation, molecular function: protein binding. The record is from RefSeq and is a predicted model, not a curated record.